Nematolebias whitei (Rio pearlfish) is the source of this 1024-nucleotide messenger RNA. RefSeq names its product transmembrane protein 134 (gene tmem134). NCBI's taxonomy places the organism in Eukaryota, Metazoa, Chordata, Actinopteri, Cyprinodontiformes, Rivulidae. The transcript has 8 exons. The coding region runs from base 243 to 869 and encodes 208 amino acids. The record is from RefSeq and is a predicted model, not a curated record.
GUGUAAUCGAGAGUCGCGCGAGUAAACUUCCGAAGAAGUCCUUUUUUUCUUUUCUCACAUACAAUCAAACAAAAAUCAAGUUUUAAUAUCAAGUUCUUUUGCUGAGUUGGCUUAAAGAGUAUCGAUAUGUAACGAAUGAUUUUUAAUCAACUUCAGGACAAGUUUGACCUCGGCGGGGAAAAGAUUUUCCGAAGAAGACAUGAGAACCAAGUCGGAGGACCUGAAGGUGUAGGAGGCAAACGAUGGCAGCGCAGUUCACUAUUGAUGACGCCUUCGUCCUGGAUGAUGGAGAAGAGGAGGGGGUUGUGUCUGAUGGAGAGACAGACGGGUGGAAAGGCAGAGACAAGGACAGAGAUGGAGAGAUGACAUUCGGUCCCCUGACUUUCUCCAAACCUCAGUCUCAUCCUUCCCCUGCUGCCACUGGCUCCCCUGAGCACAGUAACCUGAAGUACCAGAACCUGGAAAACGAAGAAGUCCUGGGCAACAAUGGCAAUUCCUCCUUCAAUAACUUCUUCAAAAUCAGCGACCCCUCGACUCUGUCUUACUGCAGCUCCCAGUGGUCCUUCAGCACACUGAGUUCGGUCACGCAGCUCUCUGCACACUGCUGUGGGUGGGUGUCCCAUCCGCUGGUGAAGAAAAACAGAAGAGUUGUUCUCGCCUCAUUCCUCCUCCUCAUCACUGGAGUCGCUCUCAUUUUCACAGGGAUCGUCAUACAGCUUAAUCCAAACGCAGGUGUUUCAAGUGCCAUUUUCUUCAUACCUGGAUUUCUGCUCUUUAUCCCCGGAGUCUACCAUGUGAUCUACAUCAGCUGUGCAAUCCGAGGCAGAAGAGGCUUCAAGUUGUUCUACCUGCCUUAUUUUGAAAAAUGAACUUUUAUGACACUACAUUUUCACUCCUUUUCUACGUUUGUUUCAUUAAACUGAAGAGUAUUUUGUCACUCGUGUUAACGUUUACUGUCCCGUUGUCUUUUUGAAUCAUUGUAAUGACCACUACUACUUGAACCGCUCCGUGCUUCGACUGUUUU